ACGUAAACGUAGCAAUCGUUUCCGACACUCAAAGUUCAUGAUGAACAACAUUGUAUCAAAAUAUUUGACUCACUCAACUCUAAACAACUAUCUGGCAAGUAAACUCAAACAUCAAAGAUGGUUUCAGCAACUAAGUACGCCUACACCGAUACGUUUUGGGUGUGUUAAUCACUGAAUUCAAGUGACAAAUUAAGUUAAUCUGGGGUUUGUUUAUUCAGGAUAUGCUAGUUUUUCAUAUGAAGGUAAAUUAGGUUGUUACGAUUUGUGUAAAACUGGAAGUAAGCACGGAUUGAAGGAGUUCAGAGCGCAGAAAAGAUUUGUAUCUUCGAAACACGAUUUUCAUGUUAUGUGCACACGAGGGCAGUCCAUUGACCAGAAUAUCCUGAAGUGAUUGGUUAGCGAACUUUGCGCGUGAUCAGUAGUUAAAUUAGCUAGACUAGUUAGCUUCAGCUAGCUAAUUUAUUACAUUAUGAAAUGCAACCUGCACCGAUGGAUCCGGGCGAGGAGCCCCCGUCUAUGCUUUGGGGACUGGACCCAGUCUUCACCGCCUUCGCCAGAUUGUAUAUCGAAGACAUCCUUCAGAUGAGAGAGAGCUGUCAAAUUCCUGGAAUCUACUUCUACAACUCACAUCCAAUCUACAAAGUCGAUGUUCUUGGGACUGUGGUAUAUAAAAGAGAGAGAGAAGACUUCUUCUGUUAUGGAGUCGAUGAUGGCACUGGUGUCAUAAAUUGUCUCUGCUGGAAGAAGGAAAAGUGGAGGGACCAGACUGAUCCUGGUAAAUCCUCCUCCACAUCCCUGGGGGACGGUCCUGGAGGCUUUAACCCAGUCAAGGAGCUGGAGAGGCUGCGACAGGCCCAGCGGACCAGCUCCCACCUGGAGAUAGGGGAGCUGAUCAGAGUGAGGGGGCCAGUCAAAACCUCCAGACAGCAGAGAGAGAUCAUGGCCUCCACAUACUACAAAGUGAGUGACCCAGUGAUGGCGGUGCAGAUAGCUUGGAUGACGGAAGUCCCAGGGCUAUACAGACAGUGCUAUGAUAAACCAUUCAAUCUGGAGAACAGCGCUCAGGGCCCCCAAACUGCAGGUGGCUCUGCUGCCUUUUUGCUUGGCCAGGCUACUCGCGUGUUGAAAGAGUACCUGAAAAAGAAAGAGGUUUCGAGGCUCAGACCGUACGACGUUCUAGACCUUCUGCAGCCUCUGGUGACCAGCCGACCUCAGCCAACUGCCGCAGACCAGGAGCCGGUGGCGGGCCCGUCGGCCUCCAAGCGUCUUCGUCAGCUCCUGAAAGAGAGCCUGCAGGUGCUUCAGGACGAGGGGGUCGUGUUCCGCAAGGUCAAGUCCCAAGAUGAGGUUUACCACGUGACCGAACGGGACAAGGAGCUACAAAUGACAGCCAAAGACAUCGUCAGGGAGGACUCGAGAAGAGAGAAAUAUGCAGAGAAGGGCUGCCAUGUAUUGCACAUCCUCUCUGGGGUGAGACAGAGGUACAGCCCAAACAUGAGCAAGUCAGCCAUAGAGCUGGUCCUAAAGGCUCUGGAGUGUAACAGUGACAUCAUAAGCACCAGUGAAAACCACUACACCAUCCUCUAACCCCACAGAAUUUUUUUUUUGUCUUUUUUUUUUUUCGUCGGCAAGUUUGUAUUAUUAUCACAUAAUCACAUGGCUUUAAAGUUAUUUAUUGAUGACGUUUCUGUAAAUCCUAUUUAGGAUGAAAAUUUGAAACUACGUGGGUUUUAUCAGAAUACCUUGCAUGUUAUGUGCACAGGGGGGCAGUAUUUCGUUGCUAAUUAACUGUAACGUGUAAAGAGACACGCUGAUUGGCUAUUUCGGAAACAUCUGUAUCCAUAUCAGAACCUUCAUUAGGAAAGUCUAGGCUACUGACGUCAGAGCCUUGUAAGCAGACAGUUACUUUGUUAGCCUCGUACUUUUGCGUAAAAUUAAACAUCGGUGGAAUAAACAGCAACAACCAAGUGGGCAUGAGACUUAAUGAAAAUACCAUCCAUUGAUUAAUAUCCAUAUCAUGUGUAUGCUAUCCAGUGAUUAUAUUCUGUGUUUUCUAAAUGGAAUAAAAUAAACUGAGCACAA
Molecule: messenger RNA, 2082 nt
Organism: Hypomesus transpacificus
Lineage: Eukaryota; Metazoa; Chordata; Actinopteri; Osmeriformes; Osmeridae
Gene: stn1
Product: STN1 subunit of CST complex
Exons: 9
Coding region: 475-1587 (370 amino acids)
Biological process (GO): double-strand break repair via homologous recombination; telomere capping; DNA replication
Cellular component (GO): DNA replication factor A complex; CST complex; chromosome, telomeric region
Molecular function (GO): single-stranded telomeric DNA binding
Source: RefSeq, a predicted model, not a curated record